AUGAUCUUGAUCUGGGUUCGUUGAAUAGAAUUAAACACGCGUGUAGUCCACGUUAUUCUUUUUCAUCUUGAAAUCCAACUCCUUUAUUUUCAACCCCACAUGCUACGACACAACUAAACAAGAGAAAAACAGAGGAAAACGAGGAUAUAAAAGGAGGGUUGCGGUUUUUCGUUUCUGCAAAGCUUUCUGCUUGUUAUUUAGACUCUCUGUUGGUUUUGGUAUCGGAGGAGUUAACAUUGAUGGAUAAGACAAUGAAGGAGAUGAGGAACGGUACUGGUGAUUCAGUGAUGGAUGUGGAGGGUAAGUCUGGUUUUGGAGGGGGUGUUGAGGAUGUGUACGGUGAGGAUAGUGCCACAGAGGAUCAGCCUGUCACUCCCUGGACUGUCUCAGUUGCAAGCGGGUAUACCUUGCUGCGGGAUCCACGCCACAACAAAGGGCUUGCCUUCAAUGGGAAAGAGAGAGAUGCUCACUACUUGCGAGGUCUUCUGCCUCCAUCAGUGCUUUCUCAGGAGCUUCAGGAAAGGAAGUUAAUGCACAAUCUUCGCCAAUACAAAGUUCCAUUGCAAAGGUACAUGGCCAUGAUGGAUCUUCAGGAGAGAAAUGAAAGGCUGUUUUACAAGCUUUUGAUCGAUAAUGUUGAGGAAUUGCUUCCAGUUGUGUACACUCCAACUGUUGGUGAAGCUUGCCAGAAAUAUGGAAGCAUUUUUAGGCAUCCACAGGGACUUUACAUCAGUUUGAAAGAGAAGGGUAAGAUUCUUGAAGUCUUGAAAAAUUGGCCGGAGAAGUCUAUUCAAGUUAUUGUCGUGACUGAUGGUGAGCGUAUAUUGGGGCUUGGUGAUCUUGGCUGCCAGGGAAUGGGGAUUCCUGUCGGAAAACUUUCUCUGUAUACAGCGCUCGGAGGAGUUCGUCCUUCAGCAUGCUUGCCUAUAACCAUCGACGUUGGCACAAACAAUGAGCAGCUGUUGAAGGAUGAAUUUUACAUUGGGCUCAGGCAUAAAAGGGCAACUGGGCAGGAAUAUGCAGAGCUUCUAGACGAGUUCAUGAGUGCGGUUAAACAGAACUAUGGGGAGAAGGUUCUAAUACAGUUUGAGGAUUUUGCUAACCAUAACGCAUUCGAGCUGCUGUCACGAUACCGUUCAUCUCAUCUUGUCUUUAAUGAUGAUAUACAAGGCACAGCAUCUGUGGUAUUAUCAGGGAUUAUAGCAGCCCUGAAAUUAGUUGGUGGAAGCUUAGCUGACCACACUUUCUUGUUCCUUGGUGCCGGAGAAGCUGGAACAGGUAUAGCGGAGCUCAUAGCACUUGAGAUGUCAAAGCAGACAAAAGCUCCACUAGAACAAACCCGCAAGAAGAUUUGGCUUGUGGACUCAAAGGGACUGAUUGUUAGCUUCCGUAGGGAGUUACUUCAACACUUCAAGAAGCCUUGGGCUCAUGACCAUGAACCUGUUAAGGGGCUCUUGGAUGCUGUCAAGGCAAUCAAGCCGACGGUUCUGAUAGGAUCGUCCGGAGUGGGAAAGACUUUUACAAAGGAGGUUGUGCAGGCCAUGGCAUCUUUCAAUGAGAAACCUCUGAUUUUAGCCCUUUCCAACCCAACUUCACAGUCUGAGUGUACUGCUGAAGAAGCUUAUGCAUGGAGCGAGGGCCGAGCGAUCUUUGCCAGUGGAAGCCCAUUCGAUGCUGUUGAGUAUGGUGGGAAGGUUUUUGUGCCCGGCCAGGCCAACAAUGCUUACAUCUUUCCUGGUCUUGGUUUGGGUUUGAUCAUCUCUGGUGCAAUUCGAGUGCACGAUGACAUGCUUCUGGCAGCCUCGGAAGCUUUGGCUGCACAAGUGACGCGGGAAAACUUUGAUAAGGGGCUGAUUUACCCACCAUUCUCCAAUAUCAGAAAGAUAUCUGCCCACAUUGCUGCUAAUGUCGCUGCCAAGGCAUAUGACCUCGGUCUUGCUUCUCGCCUCCCUCGACCCAAGGAUCUUGUUAAGUAUGCAGAGAGCUGCAUGUACAGCCCGAUUUACCGUAGCUAUCGUUGAAAUCCCUCCAUUUUGUAAUCGGCAAUUUCCCUCAGAUUCUAACUUCUUGUUUCCUUUUUCCUUUUUUGCCAGUGAUUGGUUUACCCUUUAGUCCUCGAGUUCAUAAAUUACAGUUUAUAUCUGGAUAACGAGUAUUUUGUUAUCCAUUUUCUUCAAAGAUAAAGAGGGAAAUAAGCGAUAUUUACUCCAGAAUAAUGACAAUGUAUUAUGAUUAUAUAUCUGAUGCCUAUUGACUGAUGUGUGUGGGACUGCCAAUUCGGGCUCAACAUGGGUGUGGCACAAAUGGAAGAUGAAUACAAGAAAAAUAUGUUCCA
Molecule: messenger RNA, 2335 nt
Organism: Juglans regia (Persian walnut)
Lineage: Eukaryota; Viridiplantae; Streptophyta; Magnoliopsida; Fagales; Juglandaceae
Product: NADP-dependent malic enzyme
Exons: 19
Coding region: 240-2021 (593 amino acids)
Biological process (GO): malate metabolic process; pyruvate metabolic process
Cellular component (GO): chloroplast
Molecular function (GO): NAD binding; malate dehydrogenase (decarboxylating) (NADP+) activity; malate dehydrogenase (decarboxylating) (NAD+) activity
Source: RefSeq, a predicted model, not a curated record